AAAAAGAUGAAAUGAGAACAUUUGAUAAAGCAAAUUAUGCAUUUUUGAUGAUUGUUGAUUAUAUAGAUUGGAUGUAUCAAUUUAAACGUAAAAAUACAAAUAACAAUGAUGGUGAAAUUUAUCUAUUGGGAGAAAAUUUUAAUUCACUAAAUAGUAAUUCAGGUAUUCCAGCUUUUUUUAGUAGUGGAUAUAUUGAAUAUGCUUGGAGACCUGAUAUGAAAGAUGGAUCUACUUUUAACUCUUUAUUAUUAAGAAUUACUGAAUAUACAUGUGUUAUUAAACAUUGUGGUAGUGAAAUAAAGUUAAAUGCAUGUCAAUCUAGAAGAGAUGAUGGGGUUUCAGUUGAUAAAAUUGAAUUUGGAAUAGAAUCAAAAGAAGUUGAGUUGCAUGAUAUUUCUAUUCAUUUAAAAUUUACUAGUUAUCAUAAUAAAAGCAAACAAAGUAGAAUUAGAAUACCCUCAAGUAUAGAUUAUGAAACUAAUGAAUUACAAUAUACAAAUAUAACUUUGGUGUUGGAUACAAUGAUCUUAAAACUUUUUAUUGUUGAAAUAUGUCUUAAAGAUGCUGCAAAAGAUAAAGAUAUAGCUAUUGGUGAUAUUAUUAUUGAUGCUGCUGAUAUAAAUGAUAUACAAUUUAGAGAAUAUAUUAAUCCAGUGUUAGUCACAGAAAUCAAGAUUCCUUGUGAUGGGUGUGAAUUUCAAGAACAUGAAGCGAUUUUAUAUUUAAAUUUAAAUAAGUUAAAUGUUUGUAAGUUAGAAAAUAAUAAAAAUGAUACUAUUUUAUUUGAUAAAGGAAAUUAUGCAUUU
Dentiscutata erythropus is the source of this 806-nucleotide messenger RNA. NCBI's taxonomy places the organism in Eukaryota, Fungi, Glomeromycota, Glomeromycetes, Diversisporales, Gigasporaceae. The record is from the annotation of a GenBank genome assembly.